Dothidotthia symphoricarpi CBS 119687 is the source of this 1047-nucleotide messenger RNA. RefSeq lists its product as uncharacterized. The record is from RefSeq and is a predicted model, not a curated record. Bases 1 to 1047 code for a protein of 348 amino acids. Lineage: Eukaryota; Fungi; Ascomycota; Dothideomycetes; Pleosporales; Dothidotthiaceae. The transcript has 2 exons.
AUGUCAUUUCAAGGCAGCGUUACCAAGUCGAGUCUACGCAAUUCUCACCUGAAUCCCAUGCGGCUACCCAUGAGUCCAGAGAAAAGCAGGUCCUUGGCGGCUGCUGUUGCAUUGACUAGGACUCUUGGUGCGUCGUCGCGCAGACGGUGUGCUCUUGGGAUGGGCAGCUUCGAGAUUGCGUCGUUGGGUCGGAUAGAUUGCUUUCCGAGGCAGUCGCAUAUAGAGUAUGACGACCGCACGAUGCGACACGAUUCUGGGCUCCUUAGCUGGAGUGAAUUUUCAGAUGAUAGAGGAUUUGACGGUGGGGUUGUUGAGCUCGAUGGUUUGGUCUCGGACAUGGACUAUGUCGCGAGCAGGAAAGGCGUCAAUAGCCACGACGGCAAGAGUGUGGGCCUCAGUACGGAUUAUGAUGCAGACAUGAUGCAUACUCGCCGCAGCAAGCGCAAGGCCGACGUCCUCGACGAUACCAUCGACACCAUGGCAAGAAGCACCACGCCUGACACAUUUCAGGCUCCAACAAGCAAGAGCGCCCUCAUCGCGGCGGGUAUUCUGAAGGACAGGAGCGAGCUUGCAACGACUCGCAAGACCAUUAUUGCUGGGAAUGAUACCGUCGUCAACGUGCCAAACGAUGCCGUUAUCGAUAUGCAGGGCAGUUCCACCGUCAAUAUGCAGAGGAAUACCGUCGUCAACAUGCAGAUCGCCGCAACGUCAGAUCUCGACAGCGGCAUGGCUACAGAUUCUCAAGCCACCAUCUCUGCUGCGAGAGACACCCUGUUCAUGAUGACUGGCUCCAAUGAUGCGGACCCCAUGAUGAUCGAUUCGGAAUACGAUGCCAUCAUUGACUCGCACAAUGAUACGAUCAUGACCUCAGACAGUGACCACCAAAACGCUAGCCCUAUACUACGCCCCCUUGACUACCGUGAAUCCCGUCUUACGACCCAACGCCAGAUCAAGAAGCAGAUGGUACUGCUUUCUGAGAAAACCAGGCGUGAAGAACAAGAGAUACUAUUUCAAAGGCGAAAAUAUAAUGUAUGGAACAAGUAUUGA